AUGUCGUGUCGCUCCUUCCAGCUGGGCUCCCGAUGCGGUGGCCGGAGCUUCAGCUCCUGCUCAGCUGUCCUCCCCCGGAUGGUCACCCACUAUGCCGUGAGCAAGGGGCCGUGCCAGUCCGGGGGUGGGAGCGCCCUCCGCGCCCUGGGCUGCCUGGGCUCCCGGAGCCUGUGCAACGUGGGCUUCGGGAGGCCCCGUGUGGCCUCCAGGUGUGGCCUGCCCGGCUUUGGGUACCGAGUGGGGGCCCCCUGUGGGUCCUCACCCUGCAUCGCUCCCGUCACCAUCAAUGAGAGCCUGCUGGUCCCGCUCGAGCUGGAGAUCGACCCGGCUGUGCAAAAGGUGAAGAGGGACGAGAAGGAGCAAAUUAAGUGCCUGAACAACCGCUUUGCAUCCUUCAUCAACAAGGUGCGGUUCCUGGAGCAGAAGAACAAGCUGCUGGAGACCAAGUGGAACUUCAUGCAGCAGCAAAGGUGCUGUCAGAGCAACAUCGAGCCCAUCUUCCAGGCCUACAUCUCUGCCCUUCGGCGGCAGCUGGACUGCGUGGCAGGGGACCGGGCCAGGCUGGAAUCCGAGCUCUGCAGCCUCCAGGACGUGCUGGAAAGCUACAAGAAAAAGUAUGAAGAGGAGCUCUCCCUGCGGCCCUGUGCUGAGAAUGAGUUUGUUGCCUUGAAGAAGGAUGUGGACACAGCCUUCCUGAUGAAGGCUGACCUGGAGACCAACGCGGAGGCUCUGGUCCAGGAGAUUGACUUCCUGAAAGGCCUGUAUGAGGAGGAGAUCUGCCUGCUCCAGUCUCAGAUCUCUGAGACCUCGGUCAUUGUGAAGAUGGACAACAGCCGGGAGCUGGAUGUGGAUGGCAUCAUUGCUGAGAUCAAGGCCCAGUAUGACGACAUUGCCAGCCGCAGCAAAGCUGAAGCCGAGGCCUGGUACCAGAGCCGGUAUGAGGAGCUGCGACUGACAGCUGGGAACCACUGUGACAAUCUCCGCAACCGCAAGAAUGAGAUCCUAGAAAUGAACAAGCUGAUCCAGCGGCUUCAGCAAGAAAUUGAGAAUGUGAAAGCCCAGCGCUGCAAGCUGGAGGCUGCAGUGACCCAGGCGGAGCAGCAGGGUGAGGCAGCCCUCAGUGACGCCAAGUGCAAACUAGUAGGGCUGGAGGAGGCCCUGCAGAAGGCCAAGCAGGACAUGGCCUGCCUGCUCAAGGAGUACCAGGAGGUGAUGAACUCCAAGCUGGGCCUGGACAUCGAGAUCGCCACCUACAGGCGGCUGCUGGAGGGCGAGGAGCACAGGUUGUGUGAAGGCAUCGGACCCGUGAAUAUCUGUGAGUAG
Neogale vison (American mink) is the source of this 1323-nucleotide messenger RNA. It is a transcript of the gene KRT82, whose product is annotated as keratin 82. NCBI's taxonomy places the organism in Eukaryota, Metazoa, Chordata, Mammalia, Carnivora, Mustelidae. Gene Ontology annotation, molecular function: structural constituent of skin epidermis. The record is from RefSeq and is a predicted model, not a curated record. The coding region runs from base 1 to 1323 and encodes 440 amino acids. Gene Ontology annotation, biological process: intermediate filament organization; keratinization. Gene Ontology annotation, cellular component: keratin filament. The transcript has 8 exons.